Molecule: messenger RNA, 3990 nt
Organism: Odontomachus brunneus
Lineage: Eukaryota; Metazoa; Arthropoda; Insecta; Hymenoptera; Formicidae
Product: zinc finger protein 2-like
Exons: 4
Coding region: 283-2577 (764 amino acids)
Biological process (GO): regulation of transcription by RNA polymerase II
Cellular component (GO): nucleus
Molecular function (GO): DNA-binding transcription factor activity, RNA polymerase II-specific; RNA polymerase II transcription regulatory region sequence-specific DNA binding; zinc ion binding
Source: RefSeq, a predicted model, not a curated record
CUUCCCCUUCACCUUCCCUUGAGCACUCGCGACCGUCGCUCGCGAGUCCACUGCCAACGGUAUGGAUAAUACAGGUUGAUCUGACAAAUAUCUCAUAAGGAUGCUUCAUCGCGACACCCGCGAACAUUAAAACGAGACGCCGUGGACUCGGGAUGUACGUUGCGAAAUCAACGCCUCACCGAUCACCAUUGCCUCGUUCUCUGAGACUCUCCCGUUAGCAGUGUCGGUAACCGUCAGCCUGCACCUAGAAGAAGACAGUAUACAUACCAUAAUCUUGUUGAUAUGGCCGUCGUCGAGGAGUUUGAUUACUUGUGCCGCUUGUGCGCGGCCAAAACUGGCAUCUUGAUGGGCCUGCCGAUUUUCGAAGCUGGCGAUCAAAUGCGCAACAUCGACAAGAAGAUAGCAGCCUGCCUACCGGUUCAGGUAUCACUGACAGAUCAACUACCCAAAGUGGUCUGCGAAGAGUGUGCGUUUAAAUUAGAUCAGCUGUUCGAUUUUCGUGAAAAAUGCUUGCAUACAGAAGGAAUGUUUAUGGAAAUGUUAAAGGAAAUUGGAAAAGACGAGGUUGUGCAUAUAUCAGGACAUGACUUGGCUAGUAUAGAUGAUAUGAGUACAAUUCAGAGAGAUCUGAAUAACAUACAGAAUAAUAUUGAAAAUGUACAAAGUCAUUCAGCUGUAGCUCACGAAACUGCAGAAUCUACUAUACAUACAAUGCAAGUGAUGGAUGAAAUGGAUCUGGCUGGUGGUGAGCAAGUGGUUUCUCAAGAAGAGAUUAGUCAGCAGGAUGCUGAGAUUCAAGUUGCAGGCAUUGAUUGUCUGGAUGGUGAUACCGUAAGGAUGGUUGAUGAACAUAUUCGAGAGGUUUCAAAUCAUCAAAUAGCAAUGCAUUUGGAAGGUGACAUGACUGUAGUAGGAAACUUGACAGUAAGUGGCCACUUGAGUCAAUUAGGGAUAAAUUAUGUUACCUCUAUCAGCCCUGAAGAUCAGAGCCAGGAACAGAUAGUGCAUUACUGUGAAAAUGUAAAAUACGAGACAGUGCCAAUAAAAGAAGAAUACCAUAGAUUGCAAGAGAGAUUAGCUACAGAAGAGCCACAUGUACUUGAAAACAAUGUACCGGUAGGCAAUUUCGCCUCGUCUCAAGAGGCGAAGGACGUCAUGGAAGAAUCCUGUGUGAAACAAGAACGCAAGCAUGUGCGUUCUGUGAAUAAUCUACCAUCUACGAGUCAGAUAAACGGAUCAGACUUACCCUGUGAAAUAAUGGUGAAGUACACCAAGAGAACGAAAGACGCAUUAUUAAAGUCCACACUCGACAAUCCCACCGUGGACGAGACCGGCUCGCACUGGUACGUGUGUCCGUUUUGCAACGAAGCGGCUCUAGAAACGACUAAUCUGGCCGCACACUUCGAGCAACACUUUUGCUGCUGCGCUUGCGGCUUAUACUUCACUAGUGUUGAGGUGUUGAACUUACACAAAGAGCAAUGCGAUGUAUAUAAGGACAAAGUAGUCGAUAAGGAGAAGAGCAAUGUACAAUUAGACGUAGCAGCACCAGUUGCAGGAGAAAGCAAUGACAAUCAAGCUGAACAGCAGAAAAAGCAGUCAACGGUGAGGCAGAAAUGGACACCAAAAGUGUGCUUGCAAUGCGGUAAACAAUACCGGACGAAUUAUAAACUACAGGAGCACAUGCGCAAGCACACUGGUGAGAAACCGUUCCAGUGUAUGACCUGCGAGAAGGCGUUCCGCAGCAAAAUCGGUCUCGCGCAGCACGCGGCCACGCACACGGGCCAAUUCGACUACAAUUGUUCCACCUGCGGCAAAGGUUUUCAGUGCAAGAGUUAUCUCAUCGUGCACCAAAGAGUACACUCGGACCUGAAACCGUACCCCUGCAACACAUGCGGCCAGAACUUUAAGACGAAGCAGUCACUGUUGGACCACCAGAAUCGUCAUCUCGGUGUGAAACCGUACAUGUGCGAGAUCUGCGGCCGCGGCUUCAUCACGAAGGGCCUCUGCAAAAGCCAUCAAAAGAUACACUCCGGCACGGAUAAUCGUCAGUACCCGUGCACGGUGUGCAAUAAAAUGUUCGUCAGCAAGAGUUACCUCAACACGCAUCUGCGCAUACAUACAGGCGAAAAGCCCUACCUCUGUGAGGUGUGCGGCAAAGGUUUCCUGACGCGAGUCGACCUCAAGAUACAUUCGACCAUGCACACUGGCGAGAAGAGCUUCAAGUGCGAGAUGUGCGGCAAGGUGUUCGCCCGUCGCGCGGCUCUACGCUGCCAUCGUAGAUCGCACACCGGUGAGCGACCCUACAGAUGCGAAAUUUGCGGCAAAACGUUCACGCAAUUCAGCCCGAUGGCGAUACACAAGCGGCUGCACACCGGCGAACGGCCGUACGAAUGCGACGCGUGCGGCAAGUCGUUCGUGUCCAGGUCGACCAUGAUGUGCCACCGGAAAAAGCAUCACGUUACAACUGUCGUGCAGAAGGACAUAAUCGCGCCGAAAGAGGAGAUGACCGAGGUGAAGAUCAUCCUUUCGUCUGACAUCGUAACCAGGGAUGAUGGAGUACAGAUCACCGCAGAUUGAAAUUGUGAGCGUCGUGGACGACGUGUAGAAUUUGUCGCACGAUUCGUACGGGGAAACCGAAUCGGGAGUUUGGGUGCUAAGGAAAUUUCAUCUGCAUUCGUUAGAUAACGAACUGCUUUUUCGUCACCAUAGUGUAUUCUACAGUAUGUACAUUCAGAAACUUUAUAUAAAGAUAUUUUUACAAGAGAUAGAGUUCUUGUAGUAUAUGAGAAUAUACUAUUGAAAGUUAUGCCAGAGAUCGCACAUAUUACAUACUUAUAACCGGAUUAUUAAGAUGUGACAUGAAUAUUAUGUUUUAUACAAAUAACAAAAGAAUCGUAACUUUCUGGCAAAAUCGUCUGAACGAAUGUUAUGCAAUUCUUUUUUUCCUUUUUUUUUCGAAACUUUAUAUCGUAUAAUAUAUUUCAGCAAUGUAUGUCUGUGAGUACGUAUCUUUUGUAUCCAUUUUGCUGCAUUGGCUUAAAUUUUUAAUAAUUUUCUCAUAAGUCGAAAUUUGUUAUUUAUAACUUUUAAUAGAUUUCAAUAAGGUUAUUAUUUUCAGUGGUGGUACAUAUUUCAGCUUGUACUCCAAAACAGGCUUUUAAAAUAUAUCCUAGAUCUUGGAAGGUUUCAAUGACUUCUAUUUUAAUAUCAAUUUCUCUUGCAAAUCACAAAAGGAUUUAAAUGAAACAAAAUCUUUUUUAAAUAAUAGAAAAGUACGUUUUAUAGAAUACAAAUUCAGCGGUACUCAUUAUCGAACAAGCAGCUUUAGAUAUUUGAGAUGACAUUAAUAAUAUAAACAUAAUGUAAAAUAUGGUUUACAUAGUAACACUUGAUUUUAUGAUUUCGUAUCAUGAAAAAUAGGUUCUGAGUUAAGGCGUAAGGAAAAAUGUAUCUGCGAAUAAUUAUCGGAUUAUAUUGAUAUAUUGUACAAAAAUUGAUUGAUUAUAAUUUCAAUCCCAAGUCUAUACGCGUGUGUGCGUUUAUAAAAUUUGUUAAAUCGUUAUAUACGCUAUUCUUUAUAUACAUCAAAAUCUUCACUUUUUUUCAUGAAAGAAGAAUAUUAACAUCGUUGUAAGGAAAGUAAGAUAUUUUCUUAAAUGUAGUAACGAAAUACUAUUUAAAUGAAUUGAAGGCUGAUGCGCUCUUACGACGAAACACACAAUUAAUGGUGAUGCUCUUGCAACCAUGAAUAUUUUUGCGGAAUGAGAAUCCAAGAAAGUACGUUGUAUAAUCAUCUUUAAUAUACAUUUCUAUGUAGCUACGUCCCCGCAAUCAAUUGUCUCGAACGAAAUCAGCUUUUCGCACACAAAGUAGAAAUUGUGAUAUAUAAUAAAAUAAUUGAAUAUAUUAUUUGUAAAAUUGCGAUGAUUUGUAAUGUUAUUAUUAACAGAAACCUUCUUUGAGAAGAAUAUAAAGAGCUUUAUACACCGA